Lacerta agilis (Sand lizard) is the source of this 517-nucleotide messenger RNA. Its product is annotated as CD276 antigen homolog. Gene Ontology annotation, biological process: cell surface receptor signaling pathway; cellular response to lipopolysaccharide; negative regulation of T cell proliferation. The annotation marks the transcript as partial. The transcript is spliced from 2 exons. NCBI's taxonomy places the organism in Eukaryota, Metazoa, Chordata, Lepidosauria, Squamata, Lacertidae. Gene Ontology annotation, cellular component: external side of plasma membrane. The record is from RefSeq and is a predicted model, not a curated record.
CCAGACCAUUUUGAACUGAACUCUGCCCUAUUUGUUAUUGGGUAUGUGGGGCAAGAUGUCAUCUUGCCAUGCCAGAGCUCUUCUGGGGCUCUGCCACAAAACGUGGAAGUUCAGUGGAAAAAAACUGUAGAUGACAACACUGAGAACAUCUACCAGUUCACAGCUUUCACUGGCCAGGAAACAUUUGGGCAAGGCUAUGACUCCAGGGCAGUGUUUGCCACAGAGGGACUGGACACUGGAAAUGUUUCCUUGAUGCUGAAAAUGGCCAAAAAGUCUGAUGAAGGAAGCUACAGCUGCAUUGUCAAGACCAAAGACUGGGGUGCUCAGACACAAACUGUUCUGGUUGUUGAAUCUUCAAAAGGCAACAGUACCUCAGAGAAUUCUUGUUCCUCCACUGCCUUUUGGGUGACAUUGGUCUUUCUCCUUCUCGCUCUUCUCGCUCUUGCAGUCACUGUUUGGACAUUCAAACACAAAGGUACCAUAUAAAUCACUCUCUCUAAUAGCGAAUUCAUGUGAG